AGCUUCUCUGCCGUCUUUUAACAGUCAUGUACAUGGUUGUCGUGCAGCGCUAUACAUGAUAAUUGAAUAGAACAUUCGAACGUUAAAAUUCACAGAAUGGAAUGAAACUACUAUGCAUUGAUUCAUACCUACAUCUACAUUGGUAGAAUAGAUAUUCAAAUAUUUUUCACUAUUAUUCCACCAAUGUAAAAUAGACUAUGAAUCACUGUUUAUUUGCUUGUUUUUAAACACAAGAAAAAGUAUGAUCUAUCUUGAGGGUGUGGGUGUGGGUGUUGUUCUUUUCAUUAUCAUACUCAACGAACGCCCAAACCCACACACCCACACUCACACCCACCCACACCCACACCCACCCCCCCCCCCCCACCCCCCCCCCCCCCCCCCCCCCCCCCCCCCCCCUUCAACGUUCCACAACUUCUUUCAAAAUCAAAUCGUCUUCAAUUAGAUGCUUGUCUAUUACCUGAUAUAACUCCAAUAAAUAAUUCUCAUUUAUAUAUUCGUCGUUUAAUCUUUCUACGUCAAUAUGAAAUGUUACAUACACAAUGUUCAAUUCAAGAAACACGUUUUGAUUUAACUGAACCACUUGUUCUUAUUCGAGUAUUAGCUAAAAUACAUAUUGAUAGAUAUAAUAAUUUAUAG
This is a messenger RNA of Rotaria sp. Silwood2, 636 nucleotides long. The record is from the annotation of a GenBank genome assembly. Lineage: Eukaryota; Metazoa; Rotifera; Eurotatoria; Philodinida; Philodinidae.